This is a messenger RNA of Dinoponera quadriceps, 3533 nucleotides long. RefSeq lists its product as uncharacterized. The transcript is spliced from 7 exons. Bases 1568 to 3202 code for a protein of 544 amino acids. NCBI's taxonomy places the organism in Eukaryota, Metazoa, Arthropoda, Insecta, Hymenoptera, Formicidae. The record is from RefSeq and is a predicted model, not a curated record.
GCGAGUCGCCCGAGGAGUCGCCGCGUUGAGCCCGAGAGCUUAGGGGGGCUUAGAGGCGCGCGCGCGAGUUCGCACCAGGGUGCUGAUAUUAAUCCCACACGUGCUGCCACGCUCGCAAGUCGCAAAUUCGAGCGGCGAAUUCCGCGGCUGAAGUCCCGGAGCCUCCUCGACGGUUUUUUCGACGCGUACUUACCGCGGUGUGACAGUGAGAGAAAAAAAAAGGAGAGAGAGAGAGAGACGGUGCGGCUCACAUCGGCGAUCUCGCUGCGUCCUCUCGACGGAAUCGGGGGGGGGAGGAAGUUACCCCGCUGCUACGGCGACACGUGAACGGAGGAUGGUGGAAUUUGACGCCGGAGCGAACGUGAAAAUCGAGUCCAACAGUGAGUGAACGUCGGGGUGAGAUUUUUCGUGAGUGAAAGAGAAAAAGAGAGGGAGAGAGAGAGAGAGAGAGAGAGAGAGAGAAGGGAAAUGGUGGCGGUGCGGUGGUGAAAAAUAGCGUCGCCGGGGAAUAACGGGCUGAAAAAGAGUCUCAGGCCCGGCACGCAGUGUCGAUGUUCGCGCGGUGCGUUUUGUCGGGAAUGUCCGGGUGGUGGUGAGUGAUCGCGAGGAAUUUUUCCGCUCGGUAACGCGCUCGGUCGAAUUGAAUCCGGCAUCGGCGGCCGCGGAUUCUCGCCGGUCGCGGCGAAGAGAGUCCCCGGCGCGAAUGUUCCGCACUUGCCGACUCGCGGACAUGAGGAGGAAGAUUCGCGCGGAAGAACCGUCCGCACGGAUUCGCCGCUACGUUCUCCGCGCUCACUACGAGAGAGGUUAGAAAAUCCGGCGGACCUUCGAGCGAAGUCGUCUCGAAGUCGUUGCGAUACGACGGCAUUCAUCGGCGAUAAGGGAGGCCGGUGUCCCUCUUUUGUGCGUCUUUCUCCGAAGUGCGCCCGAGAAAGUGUGACCAAUGUGCUACGGAGAGUACAACACACCGUGAAUCAAGUCCGUUCGUCCACAAGAGACUCUUUGCUUCCCUCCCUCUCUCGUUCUGAAACGCGCACUUUUCUUCCCCGUCCGUCCGUCUUUUCGAAAGAGAUGCAAAAGUGCUAGCCGAGUCUGCCGACCAAGUUUACUGACCUCCUCCGGCGGGGUUGGUGACUGUCGUUCGUGCGCGCGCGAGAGAGAGAGAGAGUGACGAAGGGAGACGCGGCCAGACGGGCUUUUGUGUCGGCCUGAAGAGCGUCUCACCGGGCAAACAGGGUGAGAUUACCUUCCUGGGGCUGCGUGUGGCUCUUCUCCGCGACUCUGUCGUCCGCGGGGAUCAGUGUUGAAUCGUCAGCUGCGUCACACGCUCGUCGUCGCGAUCCCGAGUGCAUGGUGGCGAGUGGCGAGGAAAUCGCGCGGCGUGCAUCGCACGCGGAGAGCGCCGACUGUCCGCGGGUCGACAGGAGCGAAAACGGCGGAGGGGCCGCGGCUCUGGCUCGCGUCGUGAGGAAAAGCGUCGCGCGGAGAAUCAGUGGAAAUGCGCUCGUAGCGAACCGACGUCGCCGUCGCCGCAAUCGGAUUUCUUCCAAGCACGCUGAGGUGGAGGAUGGAGGAGCUGGAGACGCUGGAGAGCACGGAGUGCCCGGAGUGCCCCGGGCCGCCCCCUGAGUUCCGGUUGCCGCCGCCCCCCCGGCCGCCCUUCCUCACCGAAGGCACCUUCUGCUCGGAAUCGCCCCUCGCCGAGCUCGAAGACUGCGUUGCCAUCCCGAUGAUCGACGCUUCUUAUCACACGAAUCCAUCGCUGCAGAGCACCGCUCUGAUCAUUACCUGUGCAGUGGUCCUUCUGCUGAUGGCCGCGAUCGUGUCCGUCGUCUUCUGGAAGCAUAAGCGGAAAGUGCAAAAUCUGCUGCCGUGCAAGAGCGCGGCGGGCGCGGCGGCAGUCGGCGGUCGGGGUCGCAUGCUACCUGACGGCCAGGCGCACGGGCCAGGCGGCGGCGGCAACGCCGCAGGUGCCGUUCUCUACGAGGACCUGCCGGACGCGAUGUCGCACUCGCAGUUGCACAACCACCUGCCGACGGCGACGGCGGGCCACCACGGCGGCCAAGCGCCGACGAUCGAGGUACGAAAUCCCGCGGCGCCACGCGAACAGAUGCUGGAUGUCAAGGAGGGCGGUAGAGGGGUAUUUGUCUGCAGCAGCCCCGGUCCUGAUCCUUACAUAUCGCAGGACCUCUAUAAUCCUGUCUACGAGGAGCUCAGCAACGGGGACCAUCCGGAGACGGACGAGGAGAGCGAGUUGAACGCCCGCAAUCGUCUGCAUCAUCACCAUCAUCACCACCGUCACCAUCACCGGGGCUCCACGUCGAAGCCAGCGAGCGAAGACGAGUUCGCCGAGGAUGAACUGUCGGUGGGCGAACCCUCCGAGGCAAGAAUGCUUACCUCGAACAGCGGCCCUACCUGGGGCACAUGUCCAGCCGGUGGCAGGCCACCGCGCGAACGACGCGGCAGGAGCCCCAGGAGCCUCGACCGACGCAGAAGAGACAAGAACCAUGACGUGGGCGAGUUCCACGAGGGUAUGCUGCUGGACGCGCUACUUCAACUCUACCCUAGCGUCGCAGGUGUAGCCGGUGCCCGCACGGGCAACAGCACUCAACGCCAACAGUCCGUCCCAUCGGUGGCGCACAGGUUACCGUAUUUCGUGCCGCCGUUGCCAGCCGCGCAGGCCCCGCGGCUCGAAGAGAACCCUUACGAGAGCGUGCCGGUACUGGGUCCGUUGCACCGCUACUCCAGCCAGAACAAGAACGGCAAGGAGCGCUCGCGCAGCAAGUCCGGCGACAAGUACAAGUACCUGUCGUCGUCGCAGCAGCAACAGCAACAGCAGUACAGCGGCGACUACUACGGGCUCCAGGGCCAACCCGACGUCACCGCGCCGCUCUACACCCAGGUGGGCGGCGAGUACUCCGACACGUACUCGCAGCCGAACGACCGACUCUUCGGCGACGACAAAUACAGCCAGCCGGUGUACUACUCCAACACCCGGGACUCGGACCAGGUGAGCGCCGGCAGGCUCUACCAGGGUCAGCCCGACAGCAGCUUCGGCAGCGACAGCGGCUACAGCCACCACACCUCCGGCACCACCGGCACCAGCGGCACCCGCGGCAGCAACUCCAGAACGAAUCAUCGCAGGGACAAGCACCGGAAUUCGCAUCAUUCGCAUCACUCCGCGGAUUACAUCGUGUCCUAAUGGAGCAUCGACUCUGCACAUCGGGAGGAAAGCUUCCCUCGGAGACGCGUUCUCGCCGUAACAUAAGAGGAAAGGAUGGGGGAGAACGGAGAGGGAGAAUGCGAAAUCUCGAUCGUGUUUCUUACAAGUCGUCGAACGGCUGACAAGAGGCUGAUGACGAGCGUGCUUAUUAAUCCGAGAAACUCCUAUUACGCAGGGAGAAACGCACACCUCGGCUGUGUUGAACUGUGUUGUAUUUUGAUACUUCAACGUCCACGGUUAAGAGUCAAUAAUAGUACCUCCAUCGCCUCGGUGAAUCGGGUGGUAGCGGUUAAGUGCGUACACAUGCGCG